Messenger RNA from Aureobasidium vineae, 3087 nucleotides. The record is from the annotation of a GenBank genome assembly. NCBI's taxonomy places the organism in Eukaryota, Fungi, Ascomycota, Dothideomycetes, Dothideales, Saccotheciaceae.
AUGGACGACAAGCAGCACGCGACAGCACCAGCGACUCCGCCGCUCGCUACGGAUGACGCUAUGCAGAAUACCAUCAAUAACCACCAUGAGAAGCACGACACGCCCAUUCACGACAAGGUGACGGCAAACGAGCAGAACGAUACACGAACCGAUGAGAAACAGCCACCUGCAGCAACAGCUUCAGCUGCAAGCAUGCAGCUCCAAGACAUGGUCGACAAAGCUUUGAAUUUCCUCUCGCAUGCAAGCAACGAAACUCUCGGGGCUUGCCUUGUCGGCCUGGCUGCUCUCACCUAUACUCUACUGGGGAGGAUAGGUCUGGUGCUGAUUGGAAUUGUCGGCGGCGUAGCACUGCAUGCCACAUGGGAAGCUUCCCACUCGUCCGAUCGACUCGAUGCGAACGAAGCCGAGCGGAAGAAGCGGAAAGAGGUCGGCCUUGACGUUGUCCAACGCCUCUUGCUGUCGAGGGAGAAAUCAAGCAAGAGUGCAGACACAGACGAGUCGGACGACGAGAUCAAACCAUUGCCUUCCAACAAGGCCGACUUCUCUUCUUUCCGCCCCGCCACUCAGGCCGCUCUGAAUGUUUUUACUGAUGCCAUCAUCCGGGACUAUGUCAACUGGUGGUACUCACCUGUCCUUCCUGGCGAAGACUCGUUUCCUUCCGCAUGUCGUCAAGUCCUGGUCGGCUUCAUCGUUUCUCUGUCCAACCACCUUUCUCGCAAGCGACCCGUCGAUACCUUCCUCGAUUUCGUAACCAAUUCAUCCUCGAUCGUCAUUGUCUUUCUCAACGAGCUCGCCGCUGCCUUGAAUGCCUCGCCCAACGCGACCUGUGAAGAGGCCGUCCAUACCUACCUCGAGUUGAAGCCCGACAGCAGUCUCGCCAGCAUCAUGGACUCGAAGCAUCAAGAGAAGAAGCUCAAGGUCGUCGCAAAUGACAUCCUGCUAAAAUACCUCGACAACAAGACAUACAUGUGUGCCCCUGCCCAAGUCUUUCUCAAACAGAUCCUGGCCAAGCUGGUCUUGUCCAUGACUGUCGACAGCUGCUCCAAGCCAGAGUUCAUCAACCAGUGGAUUGUCUACGCCCUCGAGGAUGGAGAGCCCGAGCUGAUGGAGGUCAUUGAUGCUGGCGUCGAGGGUUCUGCCCUUGUCAACUCUCAGCCAUCUAAGAAGCAAGUCUCUGUGGGUGAACAGGCCGACAAGCCAGCAUCCAGUCCCGAGGCUGUCCGCGAACACAGACGCAAGGCCAGUCGCAACAGGGCCGAAGAGGCCAUGGACGAAGCUAUGAAAGAAGCGCAGAGGCUUAGUCUGCUGAUCGCUGAAGAAGAGGCAAAGAAGUCCACAACCGAGUCGUCUGCCAUCGUCAGCAGCGGCGACGUGUCUGAAACCACUACACAAGGCAUUAUGACUCCAUCAUCGUCUCAAGGCGAUGCUGACGAGAGCGUCAAGUCUGAUGCAUCAAAGUCGCCGAGUUCCAAAUCCACAAGAGAGUCGGAAGAUUCGAAGAAGCCCUUCACCUCCUUCGACCAAAUCUUGCCCGCUACGAGCCCUACCGCCCUUUCUAGCAAAGAAGACAAGCUCCGUCUCAAGCCACCACCAGUCUUGACAUUGCACAAUGCCUCGAUCAACAUCUUUGAUGAUGCUUCUCCUGGAAACAAGACAGUCAUGCGAUCAAAGCCUAAUGUGGAUUACAUGAUUCAGAUUGAACCUACUUCUUCGAGCUUCCCUGGUUGGAUGAUAGUUCGCAAAUACACCGACUUCGAAACCCUACAUGAGGUCCUUCGCCGCAUUUCCGUUAUCACCGGCACUCGCUUCACUGACACCCAUGCCAAUCUCCCCUCAUGGAAGAACAACACCAAGUCUUCGCUUCGAGAUGAACUCGAACGCUAUUUGACUGAUGCUGUUCGUCUGCAACCACUGGCCGAGAGUGAGGGUAUGAAGCGUUUCUUGGACAAAGACGGAGGUGCUUCUCGCUCGCCUGGAGGAAGCAAAGGUUUCGGAUGGCCAACCCCUGUUGCCUUUGACCAAAUGGGCAAGAGUAUGAUGGACACGUUGACCAAAGCUCCCACACAAGUCGCUGGAGGUGGCAAGGCAAUCUUCGGCGGCGUUACCAGCAUUCUAGGUGGCAAGCGCACUUCUGUCGCAUCAAACCACAACGCCAGCCGUUCAUCCAUCUCGUUGAACCCUGCCAGUUUCCUUGAGGAUAGCUAUAUGGGUAGUAUGAGUAAUGUUGGUGUCGAAAGGCAGAGUACAGACAGUGUCAGAAGUGUCGCAGCACCUCUGUCACGCACUCCUUCACUGUCAAAACGUGUCCCAGCACCCGCUCAACCCAGUCACAAAUUCGAACAGUCAGUCGAUUGGAAAACUAGACCUAGCUUCUCAACUCCUCGCACAUCCUACCAAGGCACAAGAAAUGGAGAGCUCAGUCGUCCAUCAUCCUCGACAGGCCUGUCGAAGCUUGACAUCAACCUCCCUCCCNCGCCUUCCGACAUCCCUGAUGAUUACGCCUCACCAACAGCUGUAUCACACCAACCUGCUAGAAUUGAUGACGACAUGACCUACAGCUCUCCUGACACUCGCUCGUCAACAUCCAAAUACCCUACCUCUGAACAAGAGACACAAGUCACAGUGGAACUGCUUUUCGCAGUGAUCACCGAACUGUAUACUCUGUCUUCCGCAUGGAACAUCCGCCGCACUCUGCUCAACGCUGCAAAGUCUUUCCUUCUUCGACCUGGCAACCCUCAACUCGAGGCUAUUCGUCAAAUGAUCCAAUCCAACGUCAUUGAAAGCUCUACUUCUGAUGCAUCCAUCGCUGCACACAUCCUCAAGAUCCGAGAAAACUCUCUUCCUACUGAGGAAGAGUUGAAAGCUUGGCCUAAAGAGAUGACUGCGGAGGAGAAGGAGCAGCUGAGAAUCAAGGCUAGAGGCUUGCUUGUGGAAAGAGGUAUGCCUGCUGCCUUGACCAGUGUCAUGGGAGCUGCUGCAAGUGGAGAGGCUUUAGGAAGAGUGUUUGACUGUCUGCAAGUCGAAGGUGUCGGGCGAGGUGUUGUGUUUGGUGUUCUUCUGCAGGCACUCAGGGCCAUUGUGCAGUGA